Rangifer tarandus platyrhynchus (Svalbard reindeer) is the source of this 375-nucleotide messenger RNA. Lineage: Eukaryota; Metazoa; Chordata; Mammalia; Artiodactyla; Cervidae. The record is from the annotation of a GenBank genome assembly.
AUGGCUCCCGCAAAGAAGGGCGGUGAGAAGAAGGGCCGGUCUGCCAUCAAUGAGGUGGUGGCCAGAGAAUACACUAUCAACAUUCACAAGUGCCUCCAUGAAGUGGGUUUUAAGAAGCAUGCCCGUAGGGCACUCAAAGAAAUCUGGAAAUUUUCCAUGAAGGAGAUGGGAACUCCAGAUGUGCACAUGGCCACCAGACUCAACAAAACCGUCUGGGCCAAAGGAAUAAGGAAUGUUGCAUACCGGAUCCAUGUGCGGUUGUCCAGAAAAUGUAAUGAAGACAAAGACUCGCCAAACAAGCUCUACAUGUUGGUUAUCUACGUGCCUGUCACCACCUUCAAAGAUCUACAGACAGUCAGUGUGGAUGAGAACUAA